ACUUGUAGCUCGUCAAGAUGAAGUUAAAAUCAGGUGUGGUGAAGGCUUGAAAAAGAGGAAUGGUGCUGUUGAAAUGAAGAGAUGACUGCACCAGUCAGGGUGUGCUCAGAGAUGGAGGGGCUGGGCUAAGGGAUGAUGAUGUCAGUGUGUGACAGAUGAAACAGCAGACAGUCUUUCAGAUUGCUCACAGGGAAAGAAAAGACCCUCAAGAGGCUUCCUCCUGCUGGUUGUUGUUCCCCAGAUCCAUGGAAAGAGUCCAGCAGACCAGCAGCGCUCGGGGGGUGUCAGCGAGACCAGACAGCAUUUUCUUCAGAUGCAGAUUUUUUCUCCUAAAUGAUCAUCGCAGUCCUCAGUAACCUCCUUCAAGAGAUAUUUUUUCAAUCUUCUGCAGUUUAAGAUCCAAAUGUAUUGCUGUGCGUGUAAACCAAAAGUGCUUUAUGUUGCCAGUGCAUGUAUGUGGUGGGGAUGCACUUAACGUAAACUGGGAGUGUGUGACCGAGCGGCACUGGUGAAGGUGGUGCAUGUUGUUGCUGUUGUGCUCAUGGCUCAGAGGAGGGCUGCUGGUGGCUGCUGCUGCCCCAGGGCACCCAUGAAUGAAGACAAUGCCCGUUUCUGCCUGCUGGCUGGCCUCAUCCUGCUCUACUUAUUGUGCGGGGCGGCCAUCUUCUCAGCCCUGGAACACCCCUUUGAGCUGCGUGCCCGUCGCCUCUGGAAGCAGCAGCUGGACAACUUCACCCAGCGAUACCGGGUCAACCUGGGCGCCCUGCACACUCUGCUGCGUCAGUACGAGGAGGCAAAUGGAGCUGGGAUCAGAGUGGACACGUUGAGGCCCCGCUGGGACUUUUCUGGGGCUUUCUACUUUGUGGGCACAGUGGUCUCCACUAUUGGUUUUGGCAUGACCACACCAGCAACCAUAGCUGGGAAAAUAUUCUUAAUCUUCUAUGGUCUCAUUGGCUGUGCUGCCACAAUCCUCUUCUUUAACCUCUUCCUGGAGAGAAUCAUCACGAUGUUAGCUUACAUCAUGCGCUGGUGUCACGAGCGUCGGCUGAGGUGUGCUGGAGUCGGGGUAGUGUCCAGCAGGGAGGAGCCGUCUGAUGAGGAGGACAGCCUGGAAGGCUGGAAACCGUCAGUCUAUUACGUGAUGCUGAUCCUGGGUGUGGCGUCAGUUGUGAUUGCGUGCAGUGCCUCUACUCUGUACAGCUCCAUGGAGAACUGGAGCUACGUGGACUCCCUAUACUUCUGUUUUGUGGCCUUCAGCACCAUCGGCUUUGGAGACCUGGUGAGCAGUCAGAAACAGCAGUAUGAGUCUCAAGAGGCCUACCGGCUUGGGAACUGCCUUUUCAUUUUAAUGGGGGUGUGUUGUAUCUACUCACUUUUUAAUGUCAUUUCUAUUGUCAUCAAGCAAACUCUCAACUGGAUCGUGGGAAAGCUGGUUUGCUCUGGCCGCAAUCGGCCCCGCACCUGCUGCACACCUGGCUCCUGGUGGCUCUGCUGCCCCUGCCUCCCCACCAAAAGUCACAACCAGAGGCGCCUGCCUGCGCACCUCAGGCAAAAACGCAUUAAACGCAACACCGUGCAGCCCAUUUCAUCCCACUGCCCCACAGGAAGACACCGCUACACAGAGGGCUCGGUGGAGACAGUGUGUGACAGCGAGACGGAUGCAGGUGCGGUGACUGAUGGGGUGUAUGUGGGCCGCCGUCUGUCGGGAGAGAUGAUCUCUGUCAAUGAGUUCAUGGUGUCCAAUAAGGUGUCUCUGGCAUUGCUGCAGAAACAGCUGAGUGAAACAGCUCACCAGGGCCCACGGCAGAGCUAUGGCCAUCAAAAUGGAUUUUCUGGCGGUGUGGGAGCCUUAGCCAUAAUGAAUAAUCGCCUUCAGGAAACCAGUGUGGAUAGGUAGCUCUGCUAAGAUGUUAUUCAUGUGUAAUUUUUGGGGGGGUUAUCUAUACUGGAGAGCUAAUGAGAUGCAUUUCCAUACUAAGUGAUUUCAAGAAAGUCGGCAAUUUGACCUAAUUCUGAAAACAGAACAAUUAACAUCUCCUCAGCACCUCUCUGAGAAAUUUCAGUGGAAGUCUAUGCAGAUAAUAGCAGACCUCCAGCAUGGAUUCUGGACAUCAAAUAAUUGAUGACAUUUUGUUCUGUGUAGAGAAAAAGAGCAAGAAGAUGAAUGCAAUUUAAAGACUUCAACAUCACUGUGAAGUGGGGUCUGAUGUCCUGAAGUGAUUGGCUCAUACGAAAGCAAUCAGACGAAAGAAGCAGUGAAGGACCACUUGCUGGGGUCUGCUGAUUUGAGAGUACUGCACAUGUCCCCUGAGCUCCUCAGUAAAUAUGGUCAUAUGUGAUGUGUUACAGAUGUAACACAAUGUCCAUUUUCAGUCUCAGCUUAGAUUACAAGCUGCAUAUGUAAAACAUUUGAAUUUUGAUUUGUAUUUAAACAGAGUUUCUCAAAGCCACUACAGGAGCCCACAAGCACUAAGAAAGGGACUUUUAAUUUGUUGACUGCUCAUAAAACACCCAUCUUAUUUCAUCAAUGCAUGUCAUUGAAAUUCAUAGUAAUCAAAAACGAGCGAUAAGAGCCAAGGUUUUCAGUGGAGCACAUCUAAUCAAACGUGGCCUGCAGAGGACGUCCUCAAGUCAGUAAGUGCUGCACAGAUAGCUGCAGGAUCACAUCAACACAGCGGAGAGCGAGGCUCAGGCUCUCCUCAGCUAGCUGGAGGAGAUCCUUUACUAUGCAUUUUAAAGCCAUUUUAAUCCUUUCUGUAUCAUCUACGUGGCAGGUUUUCAUCAGUGCUCGGGACGAUACAAAAAGCUUCCUCCUUAGAGAUUUCACUAGAGACCAACUCAUUCAUUUUCCUCUAGUGGUCGCAUUCGAUGAACUGUCUCCAUUGUUUCAAACCAACGAGAAAAACGAUUGUUUAGUGAGGUAUUGUGGGUAAAAAAUACGGCAUGUUGUCAGUCAAAUAUUCUUUAUUUAGAUUUAAAACAAUCAUGACUCUUAACAUGUAACGUCUACACACAGAAAAUUACUCACUGAAAUAAGUAUGAUGCAUUUUGAUGCAGAUAAAUUGACCCAUUCUGAAACUGACCUGUUCUG
Scatophagus argus is the source of this 3091-nucleotide messenger RNA. It is a transcript of the gene kcnk12l, whose product is annotated as potassium channel, subfamily K, member 12 like. Bases 542 to 1897 code for a protein of 451 amino acids. Gene Ontology annotation, biological process: stabilization of membrane potential; potassium ion transmembrane transport. The transcript has 3 exons. Gene Ontology annotation, cellular component: membrane. The record is from RefSeq and is a predicted model, not a curated record. Gene Ontology annotation, molecular function: potassium ion leak channel activity. Lineage: Eukaryota; Metazoa; Chordata; Actinopteri; Scatophagidae.